Messenger RNA from Papaver somniferum (opium poppy), 1068 nucleotides. RefSeq lists its product as uncharacterized. Gene Ontology annotation, biological process: DNA integration. The transcript has 3 exons. NCBI's taxonomy places the organism in Eukaryota, Viridiplantae, Streptophyta, Magnoliopsida, Ranunculales, Papaveraceae. Bases 1 to 1068 code for a protein of 355 amino acids. Gene Ontology annotation, molecular function: nucleic acid binding. The record is from RefSeq and is a predicted model, not a curated record.
AUGCCAUCUCCGAUAACAGUAAAUGACGUACAAAGGCUAAAGGGGAACUUGGCAGCAUUGGGGCGAUUCAUUUCAGGAUCGUCGGACAAAUGUAAAGAUUUCUUCGGGAUACUAAGAAAAGGGGAAAAAUUUAAAUGGAGUGAAGAAUGUGAGGAGGCAUUCCAAAAGAUCAAGCUACAUCUCGCAAGCCUUCCCGUACUACAAAUGCCCGAGCACGAUGAAGUGGUUACCCUAUACCUCGGGGCAACUAGUUAUGCCAUAAGUGCAGUCCUAAUCAAAAAUGUCGGAGUAGAAGAAAAACGGCUAACUAGCGAUUCUCAGUUGGUGAUUCGACGGAUUGGUGGGCAGUACACUAUUCACGAUCCAAUACUACAAAAGCAUCGGGAUCUCGCCCAAUUUUACAUCGACCAGAUCCCCGACAUCAAGUUUCGACACAUUUGUAGAAAAGACAAUCGACAAUUGAACGCUUUAGCCUACAUCGCUUCAAUAUUAACAGACCCAAGUAUUGAAGGCAUCCGAGUCAUGAGACUGUUGAUGCCAUCCAUACCAGAAACAAUACCCGAAGCAAUAAACACAAAGGUGUACGUGGUCGUAACCACGGCUGAUAAGUACGAGGAUGGUGAUUGGCGCAAGCCCAUCCAUCAAUACCUGGAGACGGGAGAGCUACCAAAGGGACGACCUGAGAUCAACAAGAUCAAAAUCAAGGAAUCAGCCUAUGAAUUGCGAGACGCAGCAAUCGUCUCGGACAAUGGGAAACAGCUGCAAGGAAAGAACAUCGAUCUACUGUUUAAUAAUUACAACAUUCGAAAGAGUAAGGCAACACCCAUUUACCCACAGAGUAAUGGGCAGGCCGAAAUAACAAACAAUACAAUAACGUACCACCUAAAAAAGAAGUUAGAUGGAAAAUACGGCGAAUGGUAUGAAGAUCUCUACAUUUUUCUAUGGGAUUAUAGAACUACUCAAAGGGAUGCAACCGGCUUGUCACCUUUCAUGCUCAGAUACGGGACUGAAGCAAUUUUUCCAACCGAUGCAAUGAUACCCACCACAAGGACUGAGGCAUUGAGGUAG